Molecule: messenger RNA, 5103 nt
Organism: Drosophila virilis
Lineage: Eukaryota; Metazoa; Arthropoda; Insecta; Diptera; Drosophilidae
Source: RefSeq, a predicted model, not a curated record
AUAAAGAUAUUUAAAAAAUUUUGCAAAAUAAUUACAAAGUACUAAAGUGUGUGUGUGCUGCCGCUCUGAGCGCAAGUUAACCAGAGAGUGGGAGAGCGUGACGCGCAAAACUCACCACGCAUUGGCCUCUCGUCGUCGACGUCGACGACGGCAACAUUGUAAAAAACUUUCACUCUCGGCACAACGUGGCGGCGGGCGGUGCGACAGCAUCGAGCAGGAAGCGCAUAAAGUGACACACAAACACGCAAACACACACACACACACACACACACACGCACAUUCACAUACAAAUACAAAUACAAACUGGAGAAAGCCCACAGAAACUAAACUAAACAACACGAAUAUCCGCAACAUCAGCAGCAGCAGCGGCGGCAGCAAGGCAAAAGUUUUUGCAUGCCAGCAGCUGACUGCUGCAGGAAGCGUGCCAGGAGGGCGGAACAGCAGCGGGACGGGCAGAGAAGCCACCAGUGAAGCGGACAGUCCGGUUCUGCCUGCCUGUCACAGCCAUUGAAUAGGCCUCUUCAACACGAACACUGGCACAGGAUACAGGCCGAGCACACACGCAACGCAAUUUAAAUGUAUCCUUAGAAUUUCAAACAGCAGCAGCCCCAACAGUGUAAUGCGCCUUGGGGGUAGUGGUAUACCAUACGACGGUGACCCCCUGACAAUGAGCGCAGCUGGCAAUGAUUAUGCCGAAUUAUGCGAUCUUGGACCAUCACGUUGGAGUGCACGCGGUUAUGGUUACCAUGCAACAGCAGCAGCUGCAAAUGCGGCCGGCAUCGGCAUUGGUGGCAUCGGCGUACCAGGCGCCACACAAUCAUCAUCGAGCGUACCGACGGGCGGCUCAGCUGGCCUCAGCGCACAUCAUUUACGGAGCAGCGCAGCAGCGCCAAACAGUUACGAGGCCGAGGACAUUGGCCUGGCCUUUGGCAUGAUCAGUCCGCCACCUGGCAGCGGGCACGUUCAUUACGGCGGCAGCGCCGGCGGCAUUGGCUCCCGUGUGGGCAAUAGCACCAGUUCACUGCGUGCCGGCGGCAGCGGUCGCUCCGGUCUCUAUUACUCGCCACCGGGCACAUCGUACACAAUCGUUGAGCGUCCACACUCGCCGCAUUACUAUUACAAUUCGGCUGGUGUGCCCACGAAGGGUGGUUCGUUGCCUGGUCGCGGCUCAGCGUAUCUCAGCUCCUCGCCCUCUAGCCACAUGGCCGCCGGCACGGCUGGCACGCUGCCCACAUCAACGGCAGCUAGCGGUCGCCAUGCCGCCUCGGCCAUGGGCAAUGGCAACAAGAAGCGGGCCAUAUCGCCGGAGCAGGUGCUGCGCAUGUUCGGCGCCACACAGUCGUCUUCAGUUCCUACGAGUAGCUAUCACUACAGCAACGGUGGCACACGCGAUCGGGAUCGCGCAGGCCGACGCAGUCCGGCCAGCAGUCCGCCCUCGACAACGCAUCAGAUCUAUCGGGAUCGCGAUCGAGAUCGGGAUCGGAGUGUGCCCAACAUACAUGAACUUACGACGCGCACCGUUUCAAUGUCGCGUGAUCAGCAAGUCGAUCACGGCUUCGGUAUAUGCGUCAAAGGAGGCAAAGACUCAGGCUUAGGUGUUUACAUCUCACGCAUCGAGGAGAAUUCGGUGGCGGAGCGCGCCGGCCUGCGACCCGGUGAUACAAUCCUAGAGGUGAACGGCACGCCAUUCACCUCAAUCAAUCACGAGGAGGCGCUUAAGAGAUGUGUGCAGAUAUUGAAAUCGUCACGUCAAAUCAGUAUGACGGUGCGAGCGCCGCCCACGCUGAACUCGACGGCGCCGCUGCACGGUUUUGGUCCACCCUCGCGGGAUCCAAUGUACGCGUCGAUGGCCCCCCUAUUACCACAGACUGCAGCGGCCCAUGCGGCAGCGGCCGGCGGCGGCGGCGGCGGCGGAUCGGGUCUGCCCUUUCGUCAGACCUGCUCCUGGAUGGAUCGACACGGCCGUCCGGCCUCACCGCCCAUGGAGUAUGGUGGCAGGCGGAACGAGCGCCGAGAUCGGGUACGCCGCGUCGAGCUGCUCAUUGAGCCCGGCCAAUCGCUGGGCCUGAUGAUACGCGGCGGCGUCGAGUACGGCCUGGGCAUCUUUGUCACGGGCGUCGACAAGGAUAGCGUCGCAGAUCGUGCCGGUCUAAUGAUUGGCGACGAAAUACUGGAGGUCAACGGCCAGUCGUUUCUCGAUGUGACGCACGACGAGGCCGUCGGUCAGCUGAAGUAUCACAAGCGCAUGUCCUUGGUGAUACGUGACGUGGGCAAGGUGCCGCAUUCCUGCACAUCCAUCGAAAUGGAGCCCUGGGAUGCGUACAGUCCAACGGGCACGAGAGCACGCCGAAAAGGUCAAAUCACGACCAUGGUGGAGGAGAAGGCGCGCUCGCUGCUGCCACGUCAUCAUUUUGCAAGUCUUUCGUAUUAUAUUGCCGAAUAUAGUGUGAAAGCAAUGACCAUAGAUGCCUUUGUUGCCGUCUUAUUAGAGAUGUUAGAUACGUACGAAAAGCACACGCUAGUGACGGAAAUUCGUGAGCUCGUUUUUCCGGAGGAUCGUACACGUUACGAUGAGCUUGUGUAUCGCAGAGAACGCGAUCCAUAUAGCGUGGAUAGGCAUAGGCGUAAAGGAGACUCCGCACGUGAUUUGCCGGUAACAGCUGACGACAUGGAAGUAAGCGCCGCUACUGGACGCAGUCCCUCGUCGGACUCGGGUCUGGGCAUGACCGUAACGGAUAUACAUAAACGACCCGCACUACAGUUGCCCUAUCGGCCCAUGUCGGCGGGACCAAUACUGCAUCGUUCACAGCAUUAUCAGCCAGCAACAUCACAUGCAGCUAGCAACCAAUCACCAUCACCGCCACCAAAACCACAACAACAACAGCAACAACAACAACAACAACAACAUUAUCCACCACAUCAUACCUCAUUGCGUCAUCUGGGCGGCGGCGUUGGAAAUGUGCGUCAUCCUCACCAGCAGCAAUUGGGACCAAAUCAAUUUAAACUCAAACAAGCCAAAGACAAUCAGCAACAGGAAUACGGCUGUGAUGAGCAUAGAACUCGCCGGGGCAGCGAAACCCUAUUACCGGAAUAUGAACAAGAUGCGGAACAGGGCGGCUACUUAGAUGGACUACGUUCACAUUUGGGUGGUUUAACACAACGUGUCAAAUCAUGGUAUUGGGGACGACCUCUUGAGUUGGCCACAAAACUCUCAAGAAGUUUCGAUAUGAAGGAAGAAGGCGGCACUUUGCUGGGCGAUAAAGGUGUACGAAGGCAUCAGUCCAUGCAGCGUCUGUCAACUGAGCAGAACGGUGGUUCAACGACUGAACAAACACAUGAACACAAUCCAAACGUCGUACCUGAUCAUAGAGGCAACUUACACAUUACAGUUAAGAAAACCAAACCAAUUUUAGGUAUUGCUAUCGAAGGUGGUGCUAAUACAAAGCACCCGCUUCCUAGGAUAAUCAAUAUCCAUGAAAAUGGUGCGGCAUUUGAAGCGGGCGGCUUGGAAGUCGGGCAACUGAUACUGGAGGUAGACGGCACCAAGGUGGAAGGUCUACAUCAUCAGGAGGUUGCUCGAUUGAUAGCCGAAUGCUUUGCAAAUCGUGAAAAGGCUGAAAUAACCUUCUUAGUUGUCGAAGCAAAAAAAUCAAAUUUGGAACCGAAGCCAACAGCGUUAAUAUUUUUAGAAGCCUAACAUUUGCUUGCCCUGCCGGCUAGUGACCCAUUGGAACGACAAAAACUCGAGUUCCUCUAUGAAUGGGGCAUCGAUUUAACGGAGACGCCAAAACCAAUGCCAACACCGAUACCGCUGACAAAAGCUAAAAAUCCACCGCCACUGCCUCAUGAGCUACAUACCAACAGCAACAGCAACAGCAACAGCAACUAUGGCAGUAAUUCUGCGCUCAACAAUCAUCAUCAACAUCCUCAUCAUCAGCAGCAGCAACAGCAGCAGCAACACUAUCAUCCCAAUACACCCAGCAACACACCAACAACACAAGCAACAGCUGCAACUACAACAAAACAACAACAACAACAGCAACAGAGACCACACUUGAACAGCAGCAAUACACCAACAAAAGCAUCGCGCGAGGCGACGCCAACCCGUGAGCAACAGCAGCAGCAGCAGCAACAUGCGACGCCCACAUGCGAGCCACACACACCAACACGUCAACAACAGCAACAACAACAACACCAACAACGGGAGCAACAUCAUCGCGAGCGCCAGCAACAGCUGCGCGAACAACGUGAGCAACGCGAACGUGAAUACCAACACGAACACCAGCAGCAUCAUCUACGCGCACAUCCUGCUUAUCAUCGUGAGCACCGUGAGCAUCGUGAGCACGAGCAGCAAUAUCAUCAUCAACAGCAUCACAAUCAUCAUCAUCAUCAGCAGCAGCAGCAGCAGCAGCAGCAAUCAUCAGCGCAUUAUCAACAGCAGCAGCAACAGCGCUACAGUAGCAACAGCUACAAGAAUCAUAAUAAUUCCGUUUACCAGUGAAAAAUGAGAAAAACAACAACAACAACAACAACAGCAACAAUCAGAAUCGCUAAAUUGGAACAAUUUUGGAACAUUCUUUCAAACGGCUUUCAACAGUUAACAGUUAAAUUGUGCUAACAAAAACCCCUCAACGCUAAUGUAUCGCUCUCCCUCUCCCCUCUCUCUUCAACCCUAUCUAGUUAUCAAUGUCUCUUACGCACGCCUCUCUACACCAGCUGCUUAAAAGUAGUCCCCCCCCACACAGAAUAGAAAUUGGAAACUUUUCGAUAUGCUGUAAGCAAAUAUGCAAUUCAAUGUUGUUGUCUGAGCUCCCGUUAACAAUUUCCCAUCCCAACUAUCCACACGUCUGUGCUCUUUUGUUGUAGUUUAAGAGCUGCUCUAUAGACAAAAAAAAAAUGAUAAUAAUAAUAUUUAGGUGUGUUUGAUACAGUUUUGUUGACUUCUGACCAAACUCUCUUUGAAUACAUAUCCAAUUUCGUUUGAAAAUCGCGCACUUUUAGCUCAUGUAUCAAUAAUUGUCAUAGUUUCCAUUUAUUUUCGAUUUUGUUUCUAUUCCCAAUAUAUCAAUACAAAUUAUCACACUGCCAAGAAAAUAUUAAAAA